AAGGGCCCCUCCUCCCCAGUUGAGGAACGGGAAUCCCCACCUCUCCCUCGCCGUCACUCAGCAGCAAGAGAGCGCUGCUUAUUGGAUACUGCAGGGAAUGUGGGUGGAGCAAGACCCCUGACAGAGGAGGGACCUUUUCCCCCUGGGCGGAGGUUGCAGCAGGGACGAGGUUGGGUGGGACGCUGAAAUGGCGACGGCUCUGCUAAUCUCCUGCGGCCGUACUGCCGUGCUCAAGGUAACCGAGGGUGAAGAUCCGAGAGGCGCUUUCGGGCUGGCCGCUCCGUCGCCACAGUGCCGUUUAUAAUGUUUGUGCACACAGACCUUGUGUGCGUCAGGAUUCGACCUGACGUUUCCGGGUUGUGCAGCUUGAGUCAGUGCAUUAUUCCUUGGCAGUAAGUUUUGCUGAUUUCAGUGGGACUUAGAAGAUGGCAGUAGGGCAGGCUUCCUCAGCCUCGGCCCUCCAGAUGUUUUUGGCCUACAACUCCCAUGAUCCCUAGCAAGCAGGACCAGUGGUCAGGGAUGGUGGGAAUUGUAGUCUCAAAAACAUCUGGAGGGAUGAGGUUGAGGAUGCCUGCAGUAGGGUUUUAACUGUAACUUCAAAGCCUGCAGAGCAAUGGGCAAACUCUUAGCUGCGUCUUUGAUUUUGGCUUCUCAUGCUAUCAUUUAUUUUUAUUGAUAUUGAAUGGAGGAGGCUGUCACUCAGAGGUAACGUCCAACAUUUGCAUCCAAAAGAUCUCAAAUUCAGUCUGGCAUGUGUAGGUAAAGGAGCUCUGGUAGCAAAGCCAGGAAAUAACUUUUCCGGAGGCCUUGGAGAACAGGAGAACCACUGUAAGUCAGACUAGACUAGAGCGUGCAUGGCAGAUUACAUUUUCAUUAAUUUAUGUUUUAUGUGGGGCUGCCUUUGAAAAUGUUCAGACCCCCAACUAUGAAUUCAACACUGUGACACACACACACACACACACCCGCCUCAUGGAAUUCCUUCCAUCAGCUUAGGCUAGUGGCCUACUUGCAAACCUAUCCAGUAGGGAUAACUUGGCUACAGUAAUCUAUGCUCUGGUAACCUCAAGUCUGGAUUGCUGCAAUAUGUUUUAUGUGGGGCUGCCUUUGAAAAUGUUCAGAGCUUGAGUUAGUUCAGAAUGUGCCUGGCCGACUGGUGAUGGAUUUGAGGCAACAUAAGACAUGCCUGCUGGAUCAAGCCAGUGGCCAGUGGCGCAGCUAUAGUCCAGCAUCCUGAGGGAAGCCUGCAAGUUGGACAUGAACCCCACAGCAUUCUGCCCAUCUGUGAUUCUCAGCAACUUUAUUCAAAGGCAUAAUGCAUCUGACAGUAGAGAGAGAACAUAGCCAUGAAUUUGUCUAUAAGAACAGAUAAUAUAACACCUAGUCUGUUCCAACUUCGCUAGCUGCCUGCAUGCUUCCAAGCCCAAUUCAAAGUGAUGGUUUUGACAUACAAAGCUCUUUCCUGCUCAGGACUCCAGUAUCUUCUGGAAUGCCUCUCCCUAUACGAGAGACCCAUAGAUCUUUGUUUGAGGCUCUUCUCCCUUCUGAGGGAGGCUAAUGACAACGGAGAGGGCCUUUUCAGUUUUGGCUUUGUAUCUGUGGAAUUUGCUCCCCACCAAAGCCUUCGUUGACAUCUUUUUGGCACCAGGCAAAGGCUUAGCUUUUGUCCCAGGCUUUUGACAGACUAAGACAAUAUUGCUUGUUAUUAGUAUGCUGCCAAAACUUCCUGUGGCUAGUAUGGGGUUGUUGGUUGCUCUGUUUUAUGGUAUAAAUAAAUUUGAGAUUUUAGCAGAAUUGUAAGUCACUUGGAGACCUUCGAGUAACAAGCAGUCAACAAACCAAAUAAUAGAAGUAGUAGUGCGAGUACUGACAUGGUUAGCUUGUGUUCAUAUUCCUGUUUAACAGGUGCUAUAAACUAUAGGUUGUUGUGGUGCAGGCUUUAAAUCUUCUAGUUGUAUAAGGCUAUAAAUUCUGCAGUGAGUAUUUCUUUAGGUAUGUUUAGUGCCACUUGCCACUUUUAGACUACCAGUAAUUUCUUCACUGGUAAAAUAAUAAAGUUCCUUACAGCCCAGGUAAAAGGCAUGGUGGUUUUAUUAGAUGUUAACCUACAUUAAUGUAAUAUUCUACAAUGAUGCAGAAGGUGUAUGUUGUUGUUGUCUUCAUUCUCUCCCACCCGCACCCCAAAUUGUACAUUACAUUCACUUGUCAGUCAGUUCUGUAUUUGGAGCAGGAGAAAGAAGCACACUUCAGUGUGCUAGCACCAAGUUUUAACAUUCCUCUUAAUUGCAAGGCAUCCGUAACCAUUUCCAGAUAUAAAAAUAAAAAAGCAUUUAUAUGCACUGUACCUGUUUCAUCUGCACAGAGCUGUGUCAAAACCCUUACUUGAAAGUAAAAUCCAUUUACUUGUACCAAACGUAUGCCCCUUUAAGUGAGGCUGGAAAAAACUAGGUAUAGUUGUACAGGUGCAUAAGCAUUUGAUAUAUAUGCUUAGGACCUGAAGUAAGAAUAUUUGUUUGAGAGUAAGGGUGUCUUUUUAUAUUUCUAAAAGUUUGUGCAUGUUCUAUGUGAAUACUUGUUGGUACAAAUGGGUAUACAUGUAGCAACGUAGGCUUUUGUUAGUUAAGACAACAUUUCAGAUCUCAUAGUUUUCUUAAUUUGCACAGUUUAUGCUCUGGAAGGAAUUGCAGGGAGUGAGUGGUCUGUUUUAUCACAACUGCUGUACAUAUAUGCCUGAUUUUUAGUCAUAUUUGUCUACAUUGUGCUUUAUACUUUUUGUAGCCUGAGUAAUUAUAAAUGACAUUAUUAAAUCAAGUGUCUUUCUAAUUAUUACAGAUUUUCUACUUAUUUCUAAUUCUUUUACAGACUUUUAAGUUGCAAGCAUGGGGGCUUCGAAGUGUACCUCCUGCUGUUUCUCUCUGCACCAAACCAGGGGGUGAUAAGAAAGUCUCCAAAAGAAGUAAGGUACCUUUUCUUAUUUGUUAAUUAUGCAAGUUAUAAGAUGGUUUGCAUAACAUUUUGUAACAAUAUUGAUCAAAAGUUUGUUAGUUUUAAUGGUCUGCAGAAUGUUAAGAUUCAGAUUUUUAAAAUUACAUCUAGUGGUUAUUACCAUAUUCUAGGUAUUCUGUAGAGGACUUGUAAAGCAACUUUUAAAGAUUGUAUGCCACAGGUUGUUCACCUAAAAUAUCAAGGUUUAUUUAUAAAAUAAUUGGAUUAUUCUAACAUCUUUUAAGAGAUUAAAACAUUCAAAGCAGCAAUACUUGCAGCUGUCAACCUAUUAAACUCCAUUUAACAAUUUCAGUGUAAUAGACAGAAGGCAGAUAUUUUAGGAAAACGCUCUCUAUAACUAGCCUUUAGAACAGGAAUACUACAAGUCCCAUCAUCCCUUAUCAUUGACCAUGCUAGCUGAGACUGAUGGGAGUUGGGAGUCCAACAGCUCCAGGAGGGCCAGAUUCAUCUCUGUUGUAGAGUUUAAUGAUUUCUAACAAAUGGAUGACAGGAAAGCAGAGCACAAGGAAAUUAGGCAACCCAAUGAAGUUCACAUUUCUCACUACAUCAAUAAUGCCAUUCCCAGCAGCUCAUUGGGUUUUUCUUUAUUUUUCUUUAUUUGCAGUAAAUUUAUAUCACAUGCCUUGCCUGUAUCUAAAAUCAUUUCAGGGGAAUAUUUAACAGCAUUACCAGCUCCAAUAAAUGUAAGGUUAUGGUCAAAAUGUUGGGAGUCCUUCAGCAGUGUUUUUCUUAGGGAAGACAGAGACAAUGUAUGGGAAUAAUGAUACAUGGUUGUUUGUGAAAUACAUGAGUGGGCUUGUUUUAUUAAACACGGUAAGAUGUGAAACCUUUUCAUGCAGCAUCCAAUCUCCAUUAAAAUAGGUUUCAGAAUAUAUACAUAUAAAACUUACACAUUUGGUUGGAAAAUCCCUACUAUUGGGUUCCUUGAUUGAUUGAUAGCAGUUGCUGAUAGAAUUCUCCAUGCAUAGUGAACUCAACAGUAGCAAAAUCACUUUCUAUUCUGCAAUUUGAGAAGGGUAUUGGUACCACUCCUGUAGUCUCAUCUGCCAUUCUUAAAUGUUACUUUAGGGAAAUUCAAUUUGAUUCUCUUUGACACAGUAUAUUUAAGCUUUUUAAUAUAUUUUCCUUGUUGUAUGUUACUGUCCACUGAAUUUAGACUGCUUCCAUACAAACGGCAGGGUCCACACACUAUCCAGGCUUAUUUGUGUAAUCUUUGGGGGGUUUUUAGUAGCUGUGCUUGGCUAAACUUUCUGUUCUCCCAGACUCUGUUAUAACUAUUAACUUGUAAUUACUAGGGUAUCUUAACAUACAAAAGAGUAUUUAGAGUUCGGAAAGUGCAACAAACCAUUGACAUGUAUCUUUCUUCUUUUAACACUCUUAAAAAUUUACUCUUGUCCUGUUAAAUGUACAUGUCUUUGGGCUGUAAACUCCCUGUCUUGCCUCCUUGAAAGGAAUUAUUAUACCUUUUAUUAUUCCUGGUUUCUCAAAUUUGUUAGAGUGACCUGUGAAAACUGAAACAGGAAAUAAACACAUCAUGGUUUUUCCCUGGGGCUCCUCAUGCUGUGGUGGAGUAGUCUGCAUAUUCUAGAGAUUGAUGAGUGUGCAGUAUACCUGUUCUUUUGCACUGAUGAAGGAAAGCAAUUUCUUGUGAGUGUCAUUCAUGGAAAAUAAAAAUGGAUUACGCAGAUGUUGCUUUUCUGAUGCUAAUGGAAUUGAAAAUGCUAGUUUGAUAUCUAGUAUUUUCCUCUGACAGGAGUGUAAGCACCUUUGUUAUUCAUACCAUCCUUGUGCUUUGCAUCCUUAAAAGCUCUGUAAAAACCGUUUUACAGUAUAUCAGUCUGGUUAUCAAUGACAAUGAUCAUUCUUCAGUUGGAGCAAAUUCAGUAGCAUUUGAGGAGAAUGUGUGGGUGCAAGAAUUAAGUGUGGAGAACUGUGGUGCUCUCAAUGUUGCUACUUAGAAAGUAGCUGCAAUGUGGCCAUUGACUUUUAAGUUACAAGUUCUGUUCAGUCCCUAAUUAAUUUUCUCAAUGCUAACUUCACUUAUCAAUAAUCUGAAAAUGAAUAAUUCUGCUACCAUGCUUUAAAUACUGUCCUCUUCUUCCCAGUCUUUAAUGAUGGUCAGUUCUCAUUUUCAUGUUGAUGAUUUCAUUCUUUCUUAGCUGUCUGAACUUCAUAGCAUGUAUACUACUCUGGCUUAGUUUUAUGCUGUCUUGCUUAUUUAAUGUCUUUUGGCACUCUCUGCUAAGGUUUCUGUUAAGUGCUCUUGGUGCAAGAACAACUUAGAAUAGGAUUAAUUUUACUGUUCCUAAGAUCCAAACAUACUGAUUCCCUGCAUUACGAUCACAUACUUAAUUGAUUCACAUACCGUAUUUUUCGCCCCAUAGGACGCACCGGCCCAUAGGACGCACCUAGUUUUUUGGGGGGGAAAUAAAGGGGGGGAAAUUAUUUCUCCCCCCACCAGGCGCUUGUGGGGCCGACAGCGGGGAGAAGAGCUCUUCUCCCCGCUGCCAGCUUUCAAACCAGGUCCGCGGACAGCGGGAAGGCGCGCUGCGCCUCCCCGCUGUCCCCCGAGCUUGCGGGGCUGGCAGCCGGGAGAAGCACGCGUCUCCCCGCCGUCAGCCUCCAAACCACAUCGGGAGACAGCGGGAUGGCGGCGUUCCGCCUCCCCGCUGUCCCCUGAGCUUGUGGGGCUGGCGCUGCGGCUCUCCUGAAGCCUGGAGAGCGAGAGGUGUCGGUGCGCACCGACCCCCUCGCUCUCCAGGCUUCAGCGAAAGCCUGCAUUCGCCCCAUAGGAUGGACACACAUUUCCCCUUCAUUUUUGGAGGGGAAAAAGUGUGUCCUAUAGGGCGAAAAAUACGGUACUUGAUUCCAAAAUACAGCCUUCUGUGAUUAAUUGGUGCUUAGACAAUUGGUAACAAAUCAAGGAAAUGCACCCAGCACAUUACAGAGGAGUCAAAAGAAAAUGUGGUCCUCUCCUUUUCUUCAAGGAAUCUUGGGUGCACUUCCUAGAUCAUGAAGUCUGCAAAACAUAUGGGGGGAGUCUUGACCAGUAAAUCUUCCUUCUGUCUCUUAAGAUCUUGCAUAAGUACUACAUCUUUUUCAUUGAUGAAUAUUUCUAAUAAUGAACAAGAGGUCAUAUAAUCAAUGUAUGCAAUUCACUGCCACAAGAAAUACUGAUGGUGGCUUUUAACAAGAAUAGAUUAAUUGCUGUAGGAUAGGUUUAUAAAUGGUGGUUACACUUGUUGUGUAUAGAGGAAGAAUGCUUCUGAAUGUUAAGUACAAGGGAAGGUCCUACUCCAGGAAGCACCACUGAAAGGCAAAAUAUGCAUUCUGCAUGAUAAACAAAUACUGGAAAAGGCAAAUGUUUUCUUUUCCAUGGAAAACCAUAAAAUAGGAGGAUCGCACUCCCAACAGAUUAUAUUGCUGCUGUUGAAAGUUUGUUUGAAUAAAUUUCUCACAAAAUGUGUUGAAUGUAGUUGAGGUACUUAGAUACUGCAGUGCUAAAUAUACUCUUCACACUGCUAAGUGUGCUCUUCACAAUGCACUCGAGGAGAUAAGAGAGUGUUUUCAUCCACAUUUCACAGAUUGGAACAGAGCGUUUCUGAUGAAAUGAUGUUCACAGGCAGCGUGGCACAAAGAGGAGGAAAUAACCUUCAUGUUCCUGUGAGAGAAUUCUGCAAGCAAAGGACACUUUUUGACAUUUUUGUAUGAAAUGCAGCGUGUAAGGGAAACUGAGCUUCCAGACUGCUGUUUAUACCAGAUAACUUCACAACUAUUAAGUACAAUUCCAUAUUAAUGGGUGUGUUUGAAGCGGUCUAUUCCAAAAUGAUAUUGUUCUUUGCCAUUUUGUAGAUGUAAUUGGCACCAAAGGAGUGUGUGAAAACAACAGUUGAAUGUCGUUUAAAAGCUGUCUCCUCUUUUCCACAAUUUACAGAUAAAGGUGAGAUAAUUAACACUAAACCUGAUGCUGCUGUAAAAUUAAAAGAUGAAGAUCUGAGGAAAUACUUGGCUAAGAAAACUGUGGUAAAAUUUCCUCAGAGAGCAAAGCUUCCUUCUCUUGAGGGACACUCUGUUGUUUCCUCAACAGCAGGCUUGGGGAAGAAGAAGGGAGAUGAAGAGACAUCCUCUUCCUCAAGCUCUGAGUCAGAUUCUAGCUCAGAUUCUGAUGAGGAAGAUUCCGCCUCCAAAGAUACCAUAAAAACCAAAGUAUCAUUUCCAAGUCGAGAUCCCCCCUCUUCUGGUGAUAGAACGAAGAAAGCAAAGAUAACAAGCGAAAAACACUUUCCCCAAGAGCAGGUCAAAGGCAAAGCAGCUAAGAAGCUCCCGUAUAGUCCUGGAUUCACAGAAAGCCCUGUGAAACAAAAGGAGGUGCAUCAGACAACAGCCGGUGACAAAUUGUUAUGGUCAGAUUUGUCAAAGUCUGCCACAAACCGAAGACACGAAGAAGCUCGUUUAAAGAGCACCGACUUUGGAACAAAAGUUGCAGAGAGUCAGAGGCCAACAGACGUAGCUAAGCAGCUGGAGGCAUCUCCCCCUGAAGCAUCUCCCCUUGGAGCAACUUCAAGUAUAUUGUCUAGACCUCAGUCAGUCCCUCAACAAAAUGCAGCUCAAAAUCUGACUUUGCCAAGACAGGGGGGAAGUGUGGCAGUGGAGGCACAAAAGACUGACAUGCAAGGAAGAACUGCUGCUGUGCCACAAGGAGAGGUUUUGGGUGGCAGAGUGCCAGCGGCAGAAAUCACAGUGAAGGAGGAGAUUGCCCUGGAAGCAGGAGUUCAGACUGAACAACAAAGCACUAUACAGGGUAUCACUUUAUCUUGUUUGUUCUACACUGAUGUGCUGUGGGGGCUGAGGGCUGUUUAUGAGCAAAUACCUUGUACUCUUGAGUACUGACAUUACUGAAAACAUUCUGGAAUCUCUUCUGCUCUUUUCUAGAGCUUAAUGCAGUUGUUUUUGCAGGCUUUUCUGCUUUGCUGAUGAGUUCUUUGUCUAGUUCUUUGCGCUUCCAGUCUUCUUUUCUUUGAUUCUCCUGCUUGGCUUUUAGACUGUUGGUGGGAGAAAGCAGUACGUGUUUUCACAGCAUUCUUCUGUACCAGUGAUUAUAACCAUCUGAAAUACUGAAAGGUGACAAAAGGAAGGGAGGUCCUUCAAAGCCAAAUUGAGCAGAGUUCAAAUAGGCUGCCUUAUCAAAAUCGGAAUUUUGCUCCACUUUUGCUAGAAGCACAAUGAGGCCAUUGAGCAAUCUAUUUUGCAGUCUCCUUCUCUUCCUGCACAGCACUUGCCCUCAGGCUUAACAGCUGAUUUUCUGCUGGGACUGUCUGUUCCUCCAGUACUCUCGACUCUUGUCUUUCUCCUCCUUUCACAGUUCUCUUGUAGAUGCAUAAGCCGACUCUGCUGUGCUGAUGCGAUCACAAGGAACAAAGUUAGCUAUGGCAUCAGAGGAAUGAUGGGGACGCUCUGCCUUCAGGCUAGCAAAGAUAUCGCUUCGGAAUCCAGCAUUAGCAACAAGGGACAUUCACAGCACAUGCCUUUCUCAUAUGUUCUCCCCUAGUAAUAUAUCUCUGAUAUUGGAACUCCCAUACACAUUUGGUCUUGUAAUGUUUGUAGACUAUGAGGGAGUCCUUUGGUCUCAAAACACACCAAAACCUCACAAGAAAUCAAUUCUUGUCUCUCUCUCCCCUCACCCAUCCCAAUAUGUCAAAGACUGGAUAAGUUCAUCCAUUCAAACCAUGUUCUCCAUUAUGUCCUUCCUCUGUCUUGUAUUCUGUAGUACACUCAUCUUAUUCUUUAAAAAUCUUUUUUUUUUUACUAAAACAUUUUCUCCCCAAUAAUUUGUCACUCUACAAGGCAGAGAAAAUAAUACUCAAGCCAGUUGAAAGGUGACUUCUACAUGGCAUGAAAAGUAAGGAAGCCUACUGGAAGAAACUAUUUAAUUGAGUGCUAAUUUUACACACGCCAUUAUUGUGAAGCUUCCCAAAUGUUUGGGCUUCUGUGUAUCCAGCAGAGGGCAGUGGUGACUAGAAGAAGCAUUGUUGAGACUAUACACUGAGAAUGCUUUGAGCCUUUUAUUUCUACUUGGUUGUAGCCCAGGAAAAAUUGAGAUAACUGCAGUUAAGCGUGGAGGAAGGGGAGGUUGGUGAAACAUGAAACCUUAAAGCAGACCAUAUUUAAUUGUCAAGUUGUAAUUCAGUGGAAGUUAGUGGAACCACUUGAUGCUGAUGUCAGUCUAACUAAAAGCCAAAUAUGUGUGGGUUUCUAUACAGGGCAUAAACAUUUUAAAGUCCUAUUGAUUUCAGAGGAAGAGGCUGCAACAUAUGAUGAGUUUUCCCAUUGUUAAUCAAGUGCUUGGCUAUGCACAAAAUCUUUUGCCUCUCUAACACUAGGUGCAAGCUUUUCUGCUGUUUCCAUUUUCUAUGUCCUUCACCUACCAACCAAGGCAUAAUACAGAGCAUAGAGGGGACUCUGUAUAUCUUAAAAUAAAAAAGAAAAAUAAUGAUCUAAAAAUAUACAUUGCUCAUUGUUAAAGGCAGGUGAAUGAGAAUGCAAUGUUGAGUAAAAUAUUGAGUCAUAUAAACUAGUUGUGGUCAUAAUAGUCUUCAAUUUCUCAAUUUGGGAGAUGCUUCCUUAGGAAUUUUUAUAUGUUACAGCCAAAGGAGCACCAGUCUUGUGUUUCAUGGCAGUGACAGGGUUCUUAUUGCACUGCACUGUUUUUGUAGAAGUUUAUUGAAGGAUGAACAUCUUUUGGAUUUUGUGAACUUAGUAGGGAGCUAAAUACUCUGAGGGAGGUGAAAUGCAAAUAUAUAUUUAAUAUAAAUUUUAUAAAGUUUUAAUUAGAUUUAGGUUCAACAGCAAACUCUCUUUGAUUUUGAAUACUCCAUUGGAAGUAGAAAGCUGUAGAGUAGUUUCAAAAUCUGCAAAAAAUCAACCAUUGAGCCCUUGAUCCCAAAGCAGAACAUGCAUAUGCAGCGGAGACCAGUGCUGUGAGCCCUGAGUGGCUGGGGAAACCCAGCCAGAUGGGCGGGGUAUUAUUAUUAUUAUUAUUAUUAUUAUUAUUAUUAUUAGUCUGAGCUGUGCUUUCUUGUUUUUCACAGCAGCACUUCUGCUGCCAGGGAAAGACACUUUCUUGCCUCUAACAUUGAGAAUGGUUGAGAUACAAAUCAACAACAAAGCUUGAAUUGCACGUGUGGGAUAGUCUCACAUGCACAUGCUCCUGUUUUGAAUCUUGGCAUUAGUUUUCCUGACUGAGAAUAUUAAAAGAAACAAACUAACCUUCACAAAAUCAGUUGCAGCUAGAUGUGUACCUUUUAUUUUAUGUAACUUAAGGCACUGAUUGCUAUAUGUUCAAAUUCAAGUUAUGUUUAAUAUAGUAUAUUUUUGAUUUCUCAUAAAAUAUCAGUGGUUAGCUGCUGUUUCCAGUGACAGAGAAAUCUCCAUGAAAUCUGACUUGGCCAGAAAUAACUUGGUGUUUAUUUUAUCUCUGAAUUCACAAGUAUAUUUUCUCCUCAUAGAGGCCGAGCCGCCAGUUGAAACUGCUCCAGAAACAUUUGACAUGUCUACCUACAAGAAUCUGCAGCACCAUGAUUAUACAUCAUACACCUUUGUGGAUUAUGACGUUCAGCUUGCAAAAUUCAGGCUGCCUCAGCCAUCCUCUGGGAGAGUAUCUCCACGACAUUGAAUCAAAUGCGGAAAUGCACAAACAAAUUAAUUCUGACAAUGAAGGAAUAUCCAUGCUACAAUUAAAGUGCUGCAAAUGAGUUUGCUGGCUGUCAGUUUUUUAAACACAUGGAACCCUUUGAGAAGUUACAAAAUCAGGUUCUAGUUCUAACAAUAAUCUCCCACUGUGCAUUCUCAGUGGCAGACUUGCAUUGCUUAAAUUAUCGGGAAAAUCCCUGCUAAUGAAAUCCAUUCAGAUCACCUUUCAAUUGAGACUAAACUCAAAUCAGUCAUACCUCGGGUUAAAGUCGCUUCAGGUUGAGCAUUUUCAGGUUACGCUCCGCGGCGACCCGGAAGUAACAGAACGUCUUACUUCCGGGUUUCGCCACUCGCGCAUGUGCAGAUGCUCAAAAUGACGUCACGCGCAUGUGCAGAAGCAGCAAAUCGCAACCCGUGCACGCACAGACGCAGGUUGCGUUCUGCUCAGGAUGAGAACGGGGCUCCGGAACAGAUCCCGUUCGCAUCCAGAGGUACCACUGUAGAUAAGGCAAAUAAUACUGCAUUUUCAAUACAGGCAACUCCCGGUUUAUGCAGGGAGUUGUGUUCUGAGGAAUUGUGCAUUUAUGUGAAAUGCAUAUAUUUGAAACACUAUCUAAAAAGCCUGCAAACACCCUCUAAACUUCUGGAAACCCUUGAAAAACCUCUUUUAAAACUCCACUUUCAUUUUUUCUUAAAAAAAAUUAAUAUAAUGAAACUUCUUUUGCUUGUGUUUAGAAAUAUGUAGACGAAGAUGAAGAAGAAUAUGAAGCUAGCUAGUUGACUCUGCUAGCCACAUAUAGCUUUAGGUAGCUAUAACUCUGGCCUAGUGGGACUAAUUUGAAGUGUUUCAUUACUAGUUGAAAGCAAACAAGAUGCCAUAUGUGAGCUGACUCCAGGCUUAGGCUGCAAUCCUAACUAGGCAUACUCUGAUACACAUCCCAUAGAAUUCAGUGGGGUUAGGACUGCAGCUUUAUUCAAGCUUAGAGUAGACCUGUUGAAAUUUGUGGGACAAGUUGAUUGUGACUAACUGAAGUCCAAUUGAUUUUAGAGGGUCAAUCAAUCAAUCAAUCAAUCUUUAUUGCAGUCAAAGACCAGCGAGCAUCGUUAACAGCAACAACAUAUACCACAUCAUAGCUGUCAACUUUUCCCUUUUUUAAAGGGAAAUUCCCUUAUUCUGAAUAGGAUUCCUUGCAAGAAAAGGGAAAAGUUGACAGCUAUGUACCACAUCUGCAUGAAAAAGCAGGUCUACAUUAAGCAUGGCUAACUCUGGAUCCAACUUGCAUGCAUGUGUCUACAACUAUGUGUCAGCAAGUGAAUAAGAUACAUUAUGUGUUAGAGAGAUGAACAUGAUUUUAGAGCUGUGUUCUUUUAGCAUUCAAAUUUUAUAUCUCUACUUUGCCUUUCUCCUGUCCCCCCCGCGCCAUGCCUGAGGUAACUUAAACAAUGGACAUGUUUGUUUAUGUCUCAUUGUUCCAUGUUGUACAAACUAUUGUUAAAACUGGAAUUAGCUUGCAUGCUCCAAUUCUGCACAUUUGGGAGAAGGAGUUCAGAAGCUUCCAGUUUUGUCUGACACUGGUUUAUUGCUUCAUUUGGACCAAUAAAAUGUGGUUAACAUUAAUAAUAGUUCUUUUCAAAUCAGCCAACUUCAGACCAUAGUUACUAAGUUGGUUUGUUUUAAAUUUCCCAUAGUUCAGAUUAACUGCAGUACUUUGUCUGAAUAAUGUGGCAAGCUAUGAUUAAUUAAAAGCAGAAAUGAAAGGAUCUGAAGUCCUCCCAGAAACACAGAAGAACAAAAAGGAAGUAGAGUCCAGACUGAAAGAUCUGUGCAGCUCUUUAAGGCAUGUUCGCAACACAUUAAAUUAUGGUUUAGUGUGAUGUGCAAGACAUGCCAAUUUUAAAUAUAAUAAAAAAAACAAAUUUUAUUGCUGUGGGUUGUAUCAGAUGACACUAAGGCUUCUGUCACUGGAACUGGGUUGAAACAAUUAAGAGACGACUUCUUCCCCUUGCAAUCUCUCCCCAAAUCUUCUCAAGAGGGUUGGGGGACUCUCCAGAGCAGAUUUAGAAGGAGUGCAAGAGGGAAUUGCCCAAAAUACUGUGUCUGAUGAAGCAACCACAAAACCUCCAACACAGCAGUGUCAUUUUGGGCAAAAAUAAGUCAUUUAUUAACAUUUCUCCCCCUUUUUUGCCUAAAAAAUCUCACUGUACCUUAAAGAGGUCAAGGACAUAUAGGGACAAGAGGAGCUUAAUAACAAGGGGGAUCUGUAACGGCCUUUGUUUCUCAUAUUAGAAGUUUUCCAAGAGCAAGGUUAAGCAAACUGAGGGCUGUAUAGCUUCUUCCUUCCAAGGCUCAGGAAUGUUCCUGGACCAUUGGUCCUUAAGUCUUAAAAAUCCUCUUGGUUUUUUGUUUUUUUAAUUUACACUCUGUAAGCACCUGUUGGAGUUCUGGACUUAUACUAAAAAUAGAUGCCAUUUUAAAUAGAAGUUUGGCUGGGUAUCUUUGUGCCUUUUAAAACUAUCUAUAAAACAGGCACCCUUUUUGUUCCUCUCUCUGAAAUUUGGCAGGUAUUUUCCCUUGGAGGGCAGUAGAAUGAAUACCUUUAAAAGUUGUGUAGAUUGGUAUUUUCCAUCCAAACUUGCCAGCAGCAAGAAAGUGUCUGGAUCUUCCAUCAAAAUCAGUGGGAAAUAAGUAGAAUUGACCAAAUGGGGAAAACUUGACAUAAAAUGAAUGUUGUACUAAUUAAUUAAAAGUAAAACAACAGAAUGUUAUUAAAGAAGAAAAUAGAGUGGGAAACAUACACAGCCUCAUUGCCACCUUCCUCCAACUGACAUGCCUCACUAUGUUCAUGUAUGUAUGAAAUUUAAAGUAAUCUCUGGUGAUUUUUAAUCCUCCUGGGCCAUACUUGCUUUCAGCCAUCUUCAUCUCUUGUACGUAAGAGCAGUUUACCAACAUGAAUUAAUAUUCAUUUAUAUUAAACGUUUGUGUGUUUCAGC
Messenger RNA from Podarcis lilfordi (Lilford's wall lizard), 13683 nucleotides. NCBI's taxonomy places the organism in Eukaryota, Metazoa, Chordata, Lepidosauria, Squamata, Lacertidae. The record is from the annotation of a GenBank genome assembly.